AUUGCAAGAUGGUCGUUCUAUUCGAUAGUUAAGACCGACUUUGAUAAAUCUGUCUUAAUUAAAUAAUUAAAUUAGAAAUGAUUUCGGUUUAAUUUACACGUGAUAUAGAAAAACAGUUUUAUAUCUGAUUAGAGUAUAGGAAAUAGUUCCGUUGAAACUGAAGUUAGUUUUAUAUCUACCAUCGAAAAUGGCUCUCAGAAAAGUGAAGGGUAAUUUCGAGCGCAUGUUCGACAAGAACUUGACGGAUCUCGUGCGGGGUAUUAGAAACAAUAAAGAAAAUGAGGCAAAAUACAUCGCCCAAUGUAUGGAAGAAAUCAAACAGGAGCUUCGUCAAGAUAACAUUGCUGUUAAGGCAAAUGCUGUGGCCAAAUUGACAUAUCUUCAAAUGCUCGGCUAUGAUAUCAGCUGGGCUGGAUUUAAUAUCAUCGAAGUGAUGUCGUCCGCUAAAUUCACUUACAAACGGAUUGGAUAUUUGGCUGCAAGCCAGAGUUUUCAUGCCGACACUGAACUGUUGAUGUUGACAACAAAUAUGGUGCGAAAGGAUUUAAACAGCCAAAAUCAAUACGAUGCAGGUUUGGCAUUGAGUGGAUUGUCGUGUUUCAUAAGUCCAGAUUUAGCAAGGGAUUUGGUGAAUGACAUAAUGACCUUAUUAACGUCAACAAAACCUUAUCUACGCAAAAAAGCAGUACUUAUGAUGUACAAAGUUUUCCUUCGGUUUCCGGAAGCACUAAGGCCUGCUUUUCCAAGACUCAAAGAAAAACUUGAAGAUCCUGACAGUGGAGUUCAGUCUGCAGCUGUCAAUGUAGUAUGCGAGCUGGCCAGAAAAAAUCCUAAAAAUUAUCUCAGUCUUGCUCCUGUCUUUUUCAAACUUAUGACCACAUCUACAAACAACUGGAUGCUCAUCAAAAUAAUUAAAUUGUUUGGCGCAUUGACUCCUUUAGAGCCUAGGCUUGGCAAAAAGCUAAUAGAACCCCUUACAAAUCUAAUACACAGCACAUCUGCAAUGUCGCUGUUGUACGAGUGUAUUAAUACAGUGAUAGCUGUGUUAAUAUCAAUAUCAUCGGGCAUGCCAAAUCACUCUGACUCGAUUCAGCUCUGUGUUCAGAAAUUGAGGAUACUUAUCGAAGAUUCAGACCAGAAUUUAAAGUAUUUAGGACUUUUGGCAAUGUCCAAAAUACUCAAAACACAUCCUAAGAGUGUGCAGGCGCACAAAGAUCUGAUAAUGCAGUGUCUGGACGACAAAGACGAAAGCAUUCGUCUCAGAGCUUUGGAUUUGUUGUAUGGAAUGGUGUCAAAGAAGAAUCUUAUGGAAAUUGUUAGGAAGCUGAUGAUCCAUAUGGAUAAGGCUGAGGGGACGACUUACAGAGACGAAUUGCUAUCAAAGAUCAUACAAAUUUGCUCACAAAAUAAUUAUCAGUUUAUCACAUACUUCGAAUGGUACAUUUCCGUAUUGGUUGAGCUUACGCGUAUGGAAGGUACAAAGCAUGGUCAACUGGUGGCAACCCAAUUGCUCGAUGUUGCGAUUCGAGUUCAGGCGAUUCGUAAUUUUGCGGUUCAACAGUGUGCCUUACUUCUGGAAAAUGCGCAUUUGCUGACCGGUCAACCUAGAGCUACCAUGGCCGAGGUUUUGUAUGCCGCCGCCUGGAUUUGUGGUGAAUUUUCCAGUGAACUACAAAAUCCUUUUGCGACGUUGCAAUCAAUGCUGAGAUCCAGGGCGUCCACCCUUCCUGGUCAUAUUCAAGCUGUUUAUGUUCACAAUAUCUUGAAAUUGAUAGCAUGUACUUUGAGUAAAGCGGAAAAAGAAAAUGACACCAAAACUAUAGAAGAGAUAUAUUCACUCAGUGAUAAAAUAUCCGCGUUUGUGUGCAGCGGUGAUUUAGAGGUACAGGAAAGAGCGAGUUCGGCGCUAGUUCUUCUCGAAUGUUUGAAAGAAAGUCCAGGUCUGGCGCCGGAAUUAGCUGAAAUGUUUGUCGGAGAAUUGAAUCCUGUCGCCCCUAAAGCUCAGAGAAAGGUACAAAUCCCAGAAGGUCUAGAUUUGGACGCAUGGAUAAACGAUCCCCCAUCUGAGAGCUCUGACUCUGAAGAUCUUGACAUGAACGAUAUUUUUGUAAAAAUUGAAAAGCCCAGUGACUCCUAUCGUAAACAGAAUACAGUAGAAUUAACACCUGAGGAACUUCAACAGAGACGAGAUGCUCGUAAACUAGAGCAAGAAAACAAUCCUCACUAUUUGAAAGGGUCAAGUAACUCUUAUAAAAAUUCUUCAUCUUAUCACAAUAUUGCGAACAAUAUCGAGGAUGAGUAUCAAACGAUACCCAUUGUGGAAUUGAACAUACCAGUCUCCCUCGAAAUACCAGGUCUGGCAAAUUCAAAAAAACAUUUCAAUCUUCACGUUCAAGAAGACAACAGUGACAAGAGACAGAAGAGACGCAGCAAAAAAAAGCUGUCAAAAAAAAAUAAGAGAUCAAAUAGUUCCGAAGAUGAGCAUGAAAGUGCUUAUCCUACCCAGCUAGUUAACACGGGUGUUGGCGAAUUACCACCUGGUGCUGAGCUUAGCGAUGGUGAUGAUUAUGAUGCUGCGGAUAUGAACGAUCCUCACAGGGCUUUAGAUAUGGAUUUAGACAUGCCGUUGCGAGAGGAUGAAAGGUUACCUGUUCCCGAACACAGAAACGUUGAAAAUAAUCCAACCAACGAAGUGCCUGAUGCCAAGCAAAGCAAAAAAAAUAAAGAUAAGGAGCAUAGGAAGUCUAAGAAGAAGAGCAAAAGCUCAAAAGAGCAUAAGGUGAAGGCGACUAAAAUGUUAGAGGAGAAUGGAAAUAAUAUAGAUCUGUGGUUGUCUGGUGACACCCCUCUGGAAAAACUCGAAAACUUAGAUAGCGCUAAUCAAAUGGAAAUACCGAGUAGGCUUCAUUUGCAACCAAAGGAAGACGUCAGAUCUAAGAGCUUAAAGAAUAAAAGUAAAAAUAAGAGUGAUCACGAAGUAAAGCAUAAAAAGAAGAGCAGGAGAGGUCGGGAUGAAUCUAAUACACGCAAAGAUAAAAAAUCGUCUGGCUAUGAAGAAACUGCUGGCAUUUCUACUCCGUCGAAAGAAAUUUUACCAUCUUUGAACCACUUGAUGAAUCGAUCGGAUAGUUCCCUGAUAAAUAUUCAAUCUCAGUUCAACUUAAUCGAUUCGAGAGAUUCCUACGAUAUUCUAGCUGCGGAUAAAAUGGUCAAACUUGCCUACGAACUAAAACAAUUACCACAGGAAACAGAUAAAAUCGUUAUUUUCCUUGUUCUAACCAACGUAGGUACGAAUCUUUUAAAAGAAUUGGAUUUUAAUAUAUCGGAUACGUCGACAUUGAAGCUUUUUAGAAACGCAGGCGAUGAAUUUGGUAUGAAACUACAAUUUCAGCUGCCUCCUAAUUCUAGCAACGAGGCUCAAUUCACUCUCUCCGUCUCUGAUGUAACAUUUUCUCAGAAAUUACGAGGUACACUGACAUAUAUGAUUGAAGGAGAAUCGAGAACUUCUCAGGAAAAACUUGACUUUGUCGUAACAUUACCAUGCAGCAGUUUUAUGGUGGGUCAUUUAUCUCAUAGAGAUAUACUAACGGAGUUAUUAGGCGGUGGUCAAUUAACGGAGAAAACAAAAAGUGAAGUUUAUUCCGGAGGACAGGAAUUUUCCCAACUACUUACUACAGUCUGCUUCAAAUGCCACUUGACUUUAGUCGAACAAAUUGAUCAAACUGCAUCACUCUAUGGACAUUCCUUAAAGGGACAUCAUGUGUGCCUUUUAUUAAAACAUAACAAUGCUAAGUCGACUCUGGUGAUAGAAGGUAAAAGUGACAAUAGUUCGUUAUUGUCGGGAAUUGUUGAAGAAAUAUCAAGACUUCUGUCAUAACGUCGUUAAAAGUCUAUAUCGGGAAAAAAUAAUAAUGAUUCAAUCAAUAUUACCUACAUUUACUUAUAUUCGUUGAUAUUCGAUUCCUACAUCAGCAUUGCUGACGGACUGUUGAAAAAAAAUAUAUACAUACAUAUACAUACAUAUAUAAAAUAGAGGUACAUACGUCAAUAUGAGAUUAACAUGACAGCGUAUUCUAUUUCUUUCUUUUUGUUAGAACCCCGCGAUUAUUACUCAAGUUCACAAAUCGUUUAAAGAACUUUAUGCUGAUAAUUGUUAUGUCAGAAGUGUUAUUCAUUUACAAUUUUCUGAACUAUACACACAUUUAUAAAUAUAUUUACGAUAAAGUUAGCUUUAUCUUUGAGUUUUUCGCCAGUUCUAAGUUUUUAUACGCUCCUGUCGGUACUGCUACUAGUUAUAAAUGAUCCUGUACAUAAAAAACAAAUUAUCAUUAUUGUUGGAAACAAAACAAAUAAAUACAAUCUGAUAAGCUGUAUUAAAUGUCAAGUGUGUCAGCCUAGCACGUGAAUGACUCCUUAAUUUGAAUUACUUGAGAAACAUAUUAAUAUUGUCACUUUACACAAUAUUUUCUCUUGCGGUAUUAGAUCACAAAAAUGACCAGCUAUAAUCCUCAUAAGCUGAUAUUUAUUGUGUUGUAACUAAACGAGAAAACUGACAGACAUGAGUCAAUGCUGUAAAGCUAAAUAAAUGUGUAAAUGCAGUUCAUCAUCAGCUCAAAGCGACACUUUUUCAGUUCAAAUUAAUCGCUGGCCAAAAAUGACUGCAAACCUUUAGACCGUCAGUUUAAUACAACUGCCGUGAAUUUUUCCAACAAUAAACGCCUGCAAGUAUCCAUUGUGAGAUAGUGUGUAAAUUAAAUAUAUGAGAUCAACUUGGAUGAGACUAACUUGGAUGAGAUCAACGCUAUUAUAUCAUUAAUCAUGUUAUGAAUUGUAUACAGUAAAGUAAAUAAUAUUCAGAAUCAACCUACUCCAAAAUAAUUAUUAAAAUGUAUUUUUUUCGUGA
Messenger RNA from Athalia rosae (coleseed sawfly), 4903 nucleotides. RefSeq names its product AP-3 complex subunit delta-1 (gene garnet). Gene Ontology annotation, cellular component: AP-3 adaptor complex; membrane coat; presynaptic endosome. The transcript has 14 exons. Lineage: Eukaryota; Metazoa; Arthropoda; Insecta; Hymenoptera; Athaliidae. The coding region runs from base 188 to 3877 and encodes 1229 amino acids. Gene Ontology annotation, biological process: Golgi to vacuole transport; neurotransmitter receptor transport, postsynaptic endosome to lysosome; synaptic vesicle membrane organization. The record is from RefSeq and is a predicted model, not a curated record.